Paramecium octaurelia is the source of this 1530-nucleotide messenger RNA. Lineage: Eukaryota; Ciliophora; Oligohymenophorea; Peniculida; Parameciidae. The record is from the annotation of a GenBank genome assembly.
AUGAAUAAGUAUGAAGUUAAAGGAGUAGUAGGAGAGGGAGCUUAUGGAAUCGUGCUAAAAUGCGAAAAUAAAGAAAAUAAUCAGAUUGGUUGACAGUUAUUUAUAUCAUUAGUGGCAAUUAAGAAGUUCAAAGAGACAGAGGAUAAUGAGAUUGUUAAAAAAAGUAUUUAGAGGGAAGUCAAGAUGUUGAGACUAUUGAAACACCCCAAUAUUAUUGAUUUAUUCGAAGCAUUCAAGAGGUAAUUAUCUGAAUGAUGUAAAAGAAAAGGGAGAAUCUAUCUAGUUUUCGAGUAUGUGGAGAAGAAUUUACUCGAAGUGUUACAAGCCUCGCCUAAUGGUUUAGAUGUAUUACAUUUAAUAUUGUAAGUAAGGAUUCCUUAAGAAAAUUGCAUUUUAAUUAUUAAAAGCUAUAGAGUUUAUUCAUUAUCAUGAUAUUGUUCAUCGAGAUAUCAAACCUGAAAAUAUUCUAAUUGAUAAUGAAAACAAUUUAAAACUUAUUGAUUUUGGAUUUGCCAGAGUAAAGCUUUUGAUUAAUUUUUGUAGAGUCUCAAUUUACCAGACACUUUAACAGAUUAUGUUGCAACAAGAUGGUAUAGAUCUCCUGAACUUCUAUUGAAUUAUCAGACUUAUGGAAAAGGAGUAGAUUUAUGGGCCAUAGGUUGUUUACUAUGUGAACUCACUGAUGGAGAACCUAUGUUUCCAGGAGAGAAUGAAACUGAUCAAUUAUAUUUGAUCUAAAAAACACUUGGUCCUCUAACACAUGAGCAAAUGGAAGUAUUUCAAAAGAAUCAAAGAUUUCUUGGAAUGAAAUUCCCUGAAAUUGGAAAGCCUGAGACUAUAGAGAGAAGGUAUUUAUAAACUAAUAAUAAUAAACAUAGAUAUCUUGGUAAAUUACCUUAGAAGGCUAUAGGAUUAGUGAAAGGACUGUUGAGGAUGGAUCCUAAAGAGCGUUUCACUUGUUUGGACGCAUUAAAGCAUCCUUACUUUGCUGACUAUCCAGAAGCACAGGAAUAUGUUAAAUAAAUAGAGAGCAGAUAGAAUCAUGUCUAAAAUGAUGUUAAUUAAAAAAGAGAUUCUCUUAUGAGUUAAUAGAAAUAACAAAAUCAGAUUGGACACACAAAUCAAAUCAGAACUAAAGUAUUAAUUUCCUAAUUGUAGAACAUUAAACCAGUUCCUAAUUUUUUGAGUAGCCAUGUUUUAAUGUAGAGUACUGCGUAUAAUUAUAAGAUAUCUGAUUAACAUACGGCUGAGAGGGAGUUGCCAAAUAUGAAGAAGACUACCUCAGUUGAUAAAUUGCCAUAAACAUAAUAUAAUGGAUUUAGUAUUGGGAAUGGUUUCUCAUUUGCGCCCUCCAAAAACUAAUAAUUAAAAGCAACUCAACCCAUAAAACAAUCUUAACCCUAAAUUAAGAUAUAAAAUUUGAACAUUAUUUAUAAUGCCAAUACUUACAAUUACUAAUUAUAACAACAGUAACUAUAAUAAUAAUAGCCUCAAUAACAAUAAAGAAAAAUAAUAAAGAAAAAAAGUUGA